AUGUCUUCCACGUCGACGGUGAUGCUGAUGGUGAAAAUGACGGUGGCGGCCCAGACCCGGCAGUGCCUAUUGAUUGGUGGUCGGCAAUCCAAAUCCGGCAUCCGGCAUCCGGCCGACGGUGAGGCGGCCGACGGUGAGGCAGCCAACGGCGAGGCGGCCAACGGCGAGGCGGCCGACAGCGAGGCGGCCGACGGCGAGGCGGCCGACGGCGAGGCGGCCGACGGCGAGGCGGCCGACGGCGAGGCGGCCGACGGCGAGGCGGCCGACGGCGAGGCGGCCGACGGCGAGGCGGCCGACGGCGAGGCGGCCGACGGCGAGGCGGCCGACGGCGAGGCGGCCGACGGCGAGGCGGCCGACGGCGAGGCGGCCGACGGCGAGACGGCCGACGGCGAGGCGGCCGACGGCGAGGCGGCCGACGGCGAGAUGCUGGCGGCGAGGCGGCCGACGGCGAGGCGGCCGACACAGACAGUGCACUCCCGCGCAGGGAAGCGAGAGAGAACUCAGGCCACUACCAACGAGACCACUUCCGGAAUCCUGCUGUGUUUUACGACAUGCUACUGCAGGUUUUAUUUGAAACCCUUGCACCCGACCCUAACAUGGGACGAGACACGGACGAGACACGGAACAUCGCACGCUGAAAGCUCAUGCAUUCUGGGAAGACAAGAGACGGACAACUCCAACUUCAACCGUCGAAGGCGCCUGGACGACCUAGUCAACGUUGCCAGUCGAAUGGAGUCCACGGGUGUACCUGGUGCCGUACACAUUUCUGCGGCCACGCGGGCCUUAUUGGGCGCCGCGGCCGACGGAUUUCUUUCCACGGGGGGAAUUCCCGUCAAGGGCAAGGGGUUCAUGCUCACGUACGUGUACGACCCGUGCGGCGUCGCUCCGCAGCGCUCUCAAACAGUCUCCCGAACUGGAUCAGCAUGUACGGAGUACGGAAUACGGCAUAAUACGGAUAUGGCACGUGUUUGUACAAUUAUGUCAGUUUUGUACUUUGGCUCGGUCCUGCGAUGUCGGUUCCCGCAGCUGUGA
Messenger RNA from Volvox carteri f. nagariensis, 1032 nucleotides. RefSeq lists its product as uncharacterized. Bases 1 to 1032 code for a protein of 343 amino acids. The record is from RefSeq and is a predicted model, not a curated record. Gene Ontology annotation, molecular function: guanylate cyclase activity; peptide receptor activity. The transcript has 8 exons. Lineage: Eukaryota; Viridiplantae; Chlorophyta; Chlorophyceae; Chlamydomonadales; Volvocaceae. Gene Ontology annotation, biological process: receptor guanylyl cyclase signaling pathway; cGMP biosynthetic process; intracellular signal transduction.